Messenger RNA from Musa acuminata subsp. malaccensis (wild Malaysian banana), 960 nucleotides. Its product is annotated as LOB domain-containing protein 4-like. The record is from RefSeq and is a predicted model, not a curated record. Lineage: Eukaryota; Viridiplantae; Streptophyta; Magnoliopsida; Zingiberales; Musaceae.
GACAAGGAAGCAUGGAGCAAGGUAGGCCCAACACCGUCAAGAUCUCCUCACCAUGUACGUUUCGACUGUGUAUGCCACCAACACCAUCAUCUUGUCUUCAGACACCCACACCAUCUCCUCCCUUGCCUUCCCUUCCCUUCUCCCUCUCCCUCACCCAUCUUUGCUUUAUUGUCUCCUCGCUUGUCGUUGCUUGCUUUCUCUUUUUCUGCUCUCUUCUUCUGGGAGGUUAUUUAAGGCAAGGAUGGAUUCCGACAUGGGCUGUAAGAGGCAGUUGGUGCGGACAGAUUGAAGCCGGGAAGUGUAGAAGGAUGAAAGGGGAAGGGAGGAAGCACACCACGGCUUCGCCCUGCGCGGCAUGCAAGCUCUUACGGCGCCGGUGCACGCAGGGUUGCGUCUUUGCUCCUCACUUCCCCGCCGACGAGCCGCAGAAGUUCGCCAGCGUGCACAAGGUGUUCGGCGCUAGCAAUGUCAGCAAACUCUUGCGGGAGAUAGCGGCGCAGCACCGAGGAGACGCUGUGAGCAGCCUGGUGUACGAGGCGAACGCCCGGGUGCGAGAUCCAGUCUACGGGUGUGUGGGCGCCAUCACCUCCCUCCACUGCCAAAUCCAGGCUCUCCAGGCACAACUGGCCGUGGCCCGAGCCAAGAUGCUGCACUUGCGCAUGAGUCACGCCGCCUACCUCGCCCGCUUCAGCCACACCGCCAUGGCCACCGCGAGCACCUCCUACACGGGCUCUUCGUCCAUGUCGCCCGAGCACAAGCAGCUGAUGGAGCCUGACACGACCAAGUCAGUGUUUCCGCUGGACAUGGCGAUGCUGGACCAGUCUAACUUGGGAGAGCCACAGAUUUGGUCAUGUUAAGACCCGCCAUUACACCAACGCAUUCCUCCUCGUGUGCACGGGCAGUCUGGUCAACCUGAUCGAUCAUGUAUGCACAGCACAUUGCAGCAUUUUUGUUCUGGAU